AUGUCCUGGACGUAUGCAACCCUCCUGGCUCUCCUGGGUGUGCUUCUUGCACUUUCCUUGUCUCCAGAGGCUGACUCUGCAGCUGUGCCCAGCAGCACAGGCAGCGCUAAAGACCCACAAGGUCCGCUGAAGAAGAUCUUCAUGAAGGAGGCCGAUGCCUCAAACUUCUUCAGAAGACGCAACAGACGGGGGGUGAAGUCUCAGGAUGAGAUUAACGCUGAGCAGAGGCAGAUUCUGGCAGCAGAUGAACGAAAGAGAGAAUUUCAUGAGGAGAAGAGGAACGAGUUUGAGAGCUACGCUGAAGAGGAGCACGAUGAACAAGACGAGAGGACCAGAGAGAGCACCGAGCAGUGGAGGGAGUUUCACUAUGACGGCAUGCAUCCCCCCCAAGAGUACAACCGUCACUCCAUCUGAGACUGAGAGGAGAGAGGUGAUGCUGUAAACUGACAGGAUGCCGAGCUUUUAAAGAAAUCUUUUAACUACACAAUGAGGCUUUUCUCCUCAGACCUUGACAAGUAUACGGUUGAUUAGAGUGACAAUUGCAGACAUAUUGGACUGCUGUAAACAUUUUCCAUUUUAUUCAUCCAUCUUGUCUUUUUUACUAACCCAAAAUGUAGAAAAGUAACCUUGUUGAAAUGAUAAAUCUUUCACUUUGCCACAGAAAUAACCAUUUUAUAUGUUAUGGGCUAUAGAUGAGCAAAUAUAAGUCGCUUUCUUUUAGGGUUGCAGCUAGCAAAUAUUAAUUAUCAAUUAAUUGAUUAGUCAAUUAGUCUAUAGAAUGUGAAAAAAAAGGCCAUGGUCAUUUCCCAAAACCCAGGUUGACUUUAUUAAAUUGCUUACUUUAUCUGACCAACAGUCAAAAACCAACGAUAGUCAAUUUACAAUUAUAGUGGUCUAAGAAAACCAGCAAAUAUUUACAUUUGAUAAGCUGUAAUCAGUCAAUUUUGGUGAUUUUGCUUAAAUAACUUAAAUAGACAUAGACAUAAACAUAAAUAGAGAACAUACUGAUGUUUGGGGUCAACUAGAGCCCAUAAAGGGUCCUGAUAGACUUGUGAAUAAAUUGUUGUAAAGCUCCAAUAAUGGAAAUCUAAAUAGAUUUAUUUAGAAUUAUUGAGGUCAACACCAAUCACAAAUAUAAAAAAGGUCCAUCCAAUCCACUAUAUUAAACAGCUGUGGUCUCUAAGAGCCCAAACAGAAGUAAUGCAUCAUCUCCUGUAGCGGACUUCUAUAACAGGUCAUUACGUCCAAAUCAUGUAUAUAAGCAAUUCUCAUAAAAGCAGGAAAAGCCAUGAAACAUCAAGCUGAUAAUACAACAUUAAAGGGAUGUUUUGUUUUUUUAACCGGGGCUGCGUGAGGUACUUAUCUGUAAUCAGUGUCCUACCUGCAGUUAGGCUAAUUGUUGUCUGUACAUAACCUGUUAAUAACCAAAGCUAACUUUAGCUAUCCAUAAGUAGUAACUGUCACAAGCAUAAUUUAUUUUAAUCUGUUUACCUUAUGUGCCUUAAAUCACACAGUGAAACAGUCCCUUUCAGGAAGGAUGCAAUGUUGCAAUCGUGAAUUCAACCCAGCCUUGCAAUUUUGUCCAAUCAUCGCAAAUUUUUCUGCAAAUUUGACAAUGAUCAUAGUAGUUUCAAAAACCCAAAACGUUGAGCCGUACGUCACCAAACUCACUCAAGAUACAGACCAUGUAGACAUGUGCAAUGUGAACAUCUCACAUUUACCCUCAAAACAGUGAUUUUAGUCUUGCCUUUAGAAUUUUAAUGAAUUCUACAAACUCAACUAUUUUAGCAAUUUUCACUUUUUUGAAAAACUGCUGUGAAAUGAGGCAUUUUAGGCCACAACAAUCCCAGAAAGGCACACAAACUCCUGGAGGCUGUGGUGAAGGCUUUGGUUGUUAGCAUGGUUGUUUCUAGUUGUACUGUAGUUUCUCAUGUUAACAUAUGUGAAAGCACUAUCCUCCACCUCAAAAGGGGGCCUGGCCUUGGCACUAGGGGCAUGAUGACGUACCUCAUACCACCCCACUUCAAAAAAAAGACCUGAACUAUCCCUUUAAGUAUGUUUUAUGUUUUUUGAAGCUGUUAAGGGGGUUUAGGGUUAAUUAGAUGUUCAAAAAUUUAAUACACAGUACCAGAGGCAGAAUAGUGUGAAUAUACUGUAUUUACAUAUAUAUAUAUAUAUAUAUAUAUUAUUUUCUAUAUAUUUACUCACUUGUGAUGA
Molecule: messenger RNA, 2217 nt
Organism: Morone saxatilis (striped sea-bass)
Lineage: Eukaryota; Metazoa; Chordata; Actinopteri; Moronidae
Gene: ucmab
Product: upper zone of growth plate and cartilage matrix associated b
Exons: 5
Coding region: 1-414 (137 amino acids)
Biological process (GO): regulation of osteoblast differentiation; embryonic skeletal system development
Cellular component (GO): extracellular matrix
Source: RefSeq, a predicted model, not a curated record